GACAGCCAUGAUUUCUGGUUAUGUGCAUAAUGGCUGUCCAAAUGCAGCAAUGGAGCUCUUCAGAAGGAUGUUCAAUUCCGGUCUUCAUCCAGAUGUGGUUGCUCUUGUAAAUGUGCUCUCUGCCAUUGCUGAAUUGGGCUUUUCUGAUGAAGGGAGAUGGAUUCAUGCUUAUAUUCAUCGAAGCAACAUUAAGUUAUCAUCAGGGAACAUUGGGCCAGCUCUCAUUGACAUGUACUUCAAGUGUGGCCUUGUGAGUGAUGCUUGCAAUGCCUUUAAGAGGCUAUGUGAUGGUGAUGAUGGUGGUGGGGCAAGGACAGGGAGUUGGAAUUCUAUGAUCUCCGGCCUUGCGAUGCAUGGUCUUGGUAAAGAAGCCAUUGAAAUAUUUAACGAAAUGGAGAGAAAGGAGGUCAAUCCUGAUGAAAUCACCUUCUUAGGACUUCUAAAUGCUUGUAGCCACAGCGGUUUAGUCAAUGAAGGUGAGUACUACUUCACAGUGAUGUGCAGAAAAUAUAAUCUGAAACCAAGCAUACAACACUAUGGUUGCUUGAUUGAUCUCUACAGCAGAGCUGGCCAGUUUGAAAUAACGAAGAAGAUCAUUGAAGAUAUGCCCAUGAAGCCUGAUGCCACUGCAUGGAAAUCCAUUCUAAGUGCUUGUGGGAAACACAAUUAUGUGACAAUGGGUGAAUAUGCUGCCAUGAAAGUUAUCGAAUUGGCACCGAAUGAUGCUAGCUGUUAUGUGCUCUUGUCAAAUUUAUAUGCAAAGUCAGGGAAUUGGACUGAUGUUGAGAGAGUUCGGAAACUGAUGAGAGACAAAGGUAUCAGAAAGGUUCCCGGCUGCAGCUCAAUGGUGAUCAAGGGGAAGGUUCAUGAGUUUCUUGUUGGGAAGGAGAUGGGUGUUGGAUGUAGAGCAGUGGUUUUUUCCAAAUUGAAGGAAGUUAUACAUAGAUUAAAAUUAUUCGGAUAUGAGCCUGAUGUGAACCAAGUACUUGUUGAUGCUGAAGAUGAAGAGAAGGAGAGGUUGCUCAGUGUUCACAGCGAGAAGAUGGCAAUAGCUUUCGGACUGAUAAAUUCGGAGAAAGGGGAACCAAUGCACAUAGUGAAGAACCUGAGGGUUUGCAGUGAUUGUCAUUCUUUUAGCAAGCUGGUUUCUGGUGUUUAUGAGCAUGAGAUAAUUCUCAGAGACCAGAAUAGGUUUCACCAUUUCAAAGAAGGUUCAUGUUCAUGCCAUGACUAUUGGUGAUCAAAAUGGAAUAUAUGCACCAUUUGGCACAAUGAAUUUGAUGCCAAAGUUGGAAUAUUUUUACAGAAUAAUAUU
Messenger RNA from Dioscorea cayenensis subsp. rotundata (Guinea yam), 1315 nucleotides. Its product is annotated as pentatricopeptide repeat-containing protein At5g48910-like. The coding region runs from base 8 to 1240 and encodes 410 amino acids. Gene Ontology annotation, molecular function: RNA binding; zinc ion binding; protein binding. NCBI's taxonomy places the organism in Eukaryota, Viridiplantae, Streptophyta, Magnoliopsida, Dioscoreales, Dioscoreaceae. Gene Ontology annotation, biological process: RNA modification. The transcript has a single exon. The record is from RefSeq and is a predicted model, not a curated record.